UAAAUAAUUAGGCCUAUAAGAAAAUGAGACAGCCUAGGCCAACUCAUAAUUUGGGAAGCUCAAACUUGGACUGAAACUGUUCAUUGCGCAUAUGUAGGCCUACUACUGUAGAUGGUUUCAAACCACGAAGAGACAUGAUUGCACGUUUGGGGUAUGUGAGACGGUUGCCACCUUCUGGUAGUAACCUCGGCUAUGACACAAGUAUAGCGCAUGUUCGUGGAGGUGGACCACUCGCAUGUAGCCUACAGUAGUGGCAGUGGACAGCAGCCGGUGCUGAAAAAAAGACCUAGGCAUCAGCGAUUCGACUGCAAUAUGGACCUCGUACUUCCAGCUAUUCAACUGUAUAUUCACUUUCUAUUAUUACUUUUUAAAUAGGCUGUAUACGGUGCAUAUUUUUCGUGAACGCACCAACUGUUGGAGGACUUGCAAGUCAGUCGAUCCUGACAUUGUAUGCAGAGUCUUUUCUUGACUGACCACGCGUUGUAUAAAUGCCCUAAAUGCCUAGAAUUGAGCAAACGCAUCGAACUUCCGAUGUGAUGAAUCUAUUCAAGAGGAAAAUUACUCGGCUAAGAUGGGUAAUAAGCAAACGAUAUUUACUGAUGAACAGCUCGAUGCUUACCAGGACUGCACUUUCUUCACACGCAAAGAAAUCCUACGGUUACAUGGCAGAUACCAUGAACUGGCCCCACAUCUAGUACCAAUGGACUACACCAAUGACCCUGAUGUCAAAGUACCGUUAGCGCUGAUAGUAGCAAUGCCAGAGUUAAAUGAGAACCCUUUCCGGAACAGGAUUGUGGAGUCUUUCUCAGAGGAUGGCCUGGGGAACCUCAGCUUUAAUGAUUUUGUUGACAUGUUUUCUGUCCUUAGUGAAAUGGCUCCCAGAGAGCUGAAGGCCAUAUAUGCCUUCAAAAUAUAUGAUUUCAAUGUGGAUAAUUUUCUGUGCAAAGAGGACCUUGAGAAGACUCUAAACAAGCUGACACGGGAGGAGUUGACCCCUGAAGAGGUCAACUUGGUGUGUGAGAAGGCCAUCGAAGAGGCUGAUCUGGACGGGGACAGCAAGCUCUCCUUCGCAGACUUUGAGAACAUGAUUACUAGGGCUCCUGACUUUUUAAGCACCUUCCACAUUCGAAUCUGAGAGGACUAAAUGGAAAGGUUCCAUUUAACCACAGCACCUGUCUUUAAUAUGUCAAAAGAUAUCUCGCUCUGUCUGCAGUGUGUCUGCUGAAUUUGGAAAGGACAGGCUGGGUUCUCAGGAUCCUGGACCUCUUUCUGCUGACAAUUUUGUUCCUCUCUUAUGGAGCACAAUUUGCUUCAUGUUUUUAUCCAGUAAACCUCAUUUGGAUGAAAAAUCUUAAACUGAUGGGGAGCAGAUUUUUUAAUUUUUAAAAGAGAGGAACAGGACAUCAACAUUAGGGGUUUUGGAUAAUGUACCUCCCUCCCCCUCCUAUAUGAGGACUUAUCUGCAGAUCUGAGACUGCACAAGAAGGACCUGUGCAUUCUGUUCUAUAUUGUAAGUGUGCUGCACAUUAGACACCCUUAUAAUGACUUCCCUUUGCAGCCUUCUAGAGACAGACUGAAAAACAUACCUGGUGUGCAUUAAGGCAAAGCUAGAAGACACAGAGACAAUUGAAAGCACAGCACUGGCACCAUCUUAACACAGACACAUAGACAGUGUUUUAUACUAGCUAUGCAAUAUUACUUCUUGAGACGCAUGAACUUGAUUGUGUUUUUCCUGUGAUAGGUUGCUUUAGAUGUUUCAGGUUUUGUUAUUGCUUUAGGAACUGGAGCAUGAUGACAAUCAUAUCUUACUGUUCUCCAGUUGAAUAAAGGGCUCUGUCAUCUUGACUGCAUCUGGUUAGCCUCUGCCAGUCACCUUAUAUAUUUAUACUGUGUUCAAAUAGAUCUUUCCUGUCUUAUCUUGAGGUGUGAGCGUUUAUUAUCUAUUGACUAAACAUUUUCAGUAUUUUAUGUGAAUUAGGGCAUUUGGCUUAACUUUGAAUAAAU
This is a messenger RNA of Osmerus eperlanus (European smelt), 2004 nucleotides long. RefSeq names its product calcium and integrin binding family member 2 (gene cib2). Lineage: Eukaryota; Metazoa; Chordata; Actinopteri; Osmeriformes; Osmeridae. The coding region runs from base 572 to 1135 and encodes 187 amino acids. The transcript is spliced from 6 exons. The record is from RefSeq and is a predicted model, not a curated record. Gene Ontology annotation, cellular component: cell periphery; stereocilium; cytoplasm. Gene Ontology annotation, biological process: calcium ion homeostasis. Gene Ontology annotation, molecular function: magnesium ion binding; calcium ion binding.